UCAGUAAUCGAAAAGGAAGAAAAAAUGGCGAAACUUCUGAUUUUAAUGAUAAUUUUGCUCGUUAAUUUUAUAUUAGUUGGUUCAGAAAAUACGAAUUCUACUAUUUAUGAACCUAAUGAUCCAGAAGUUUCAAAUCCAAGUAAAGAAGAAAUUGAAGAUAUUUUUGAUUUAAUGUUUGUUAUUAUUAUUUUUUUGAUAGCUGAAAAAAUUCCCAUAGGAAUUGCAGCUACAAUUUUAAAUUUUUUAUUGCAGCUUUUUGUGUCUUAUUAUGUUAUUUUAAUUCCUUCACUUAUUUUCAUAUUAAUGACAAUAAUUGAAGUAAUUUGUGCUGCAAUUUAUGACAUUGAUGAAAUAUCAGAACUUAAAGAUUUAGAAGAACGUGUCAAGGAAUUAGAACCUGAAUCUAAACUUAUGGAGUGUAAAACGUCAGAUUAUGGAAGUUACAUGAAAUAUGUUGUAGCGUUUCAUGAUAGAAUUAAAAAUAGAAGAAUCGUGG
Messenger RNA from Dentiscutata heterogama, 496 nucleotides. The record is from the annotation of a GenBank genome assembly. NCBI's taxonomy places the organism in Eukaryota, Fungi, Glomeromycota, Glomeromycetes, Diversisporales, Gigasporaceae.